CCGUCUGGAAAGGUGCAGGAUCCGCUAAACCGUGCGUCGCACAGCGGCGGCCGGAGCAGACGCGGGAUGGUCGCGCGUCCCCUGCACAGCACAGACGGGCAGCCAGAGAGCCUGGGAAAGAGGCUGCCUACCACAACGACUUUAGCUUACUUUUUAAAGACUGAAGAAAAAAAAAGAAGACAGAAAAAGAAGAACUCAAAGAUACACAGAGUAAUUUGACCAAGGCUCAGAAGUUUUUGGAGCCGUGAGGGAUACAGCAGUUUGGUCAAUAUUGUCUUAACAUGCUUCAAAUAAAUCAGCUUCUCUCCAAGAUAAAAUGGCAAACCCAAAAGAGAAAACUGCAAUGUGUCUGGUAAAUGAGUUAGCCCGUUUCAAUAGAGUCCAACCCCAGUAUAAACUUCUGAAUGAAAGAGGGCCUGCUCAUUCAAAGAUGUUCUCAGUGCAGCUGAGUCUUGGUGAGCAGACAUGGGAAUCCGAAGGCAGCAGUAUAAAGAAGGCUCAACAGGCUGUUGCCAAUAAAGCUUUGACUGAAUCUACGCUUCCCAAACCAGUUCAGAAGCCACCCAAAAGUAAUGUUAACAAUAACCCAGGCAGUAUAACUCCAACUGUGGAACUGAAUGGGCUUGCUAUGAAAAGGGGAGAGCCUGCCAUCUACAGGCCAUUAGAUCCAAAGCCAUUCCCAAAUUAUAGAGCUAAUUACAACUUUCGGGGCAUGUACAAUCAGAGGUAUCAUUGCCCAGUGCCUAAGAUCUUUUAUGUUCAGCUCACUGUAGGAAAUAAUGAAUUUUUUGGGGAAGGAAAGACUCGACAAGCUGCUAGACACAAUGCUGCAAUGAAAGCCCUCCAAGCACUGCAGAAUGAACCUAUUCCGGAAAGAUCGCCUCAGAAUGGUGAAUCAGGAAAGGAUAUGGAUGAUGACAAAGAUGCAAAUAAGUCUGAGAUCAGCUUGGUGUUUGAAAUUGCUCUGAAGCGAAAUAUGCCUGUCAGUUUUGAGGUUAUUAAAGAAAGUGGACCACCACACAUGAAAAGCUUUGUUACUCGAGUGUCAGUAGGAGAGUUCUCUGCAGAAGGAGAAGGAAAUAGCAAAAAACUCUCCAAGAAACGCGCUGCGACCACCGUCUUACAGGAGCUUAAAAAACUUCCACCUCUUCCUGUGGUGGAAAAGCCAAAACUAUUUUUUAAAAAACGCCCUAAAACAAUAGUAAAGGCCGGACCAGAAUAUGGCCAAGGGAUGAACCCUAUUAGCCGCCUGGCACAAAUUCAACAGGCCAAAAAGGAAAAGGAGCCGGAUUAUGUUUUGCUUUCAGAAAGAGGAAUGCCUCGACGUCGAGAAUUUGUGAUGCAGGUGAAGGUAGGCAAUGAAGUUGCUACAGGAACAGGACCUAAUAAAAAGAUAGCCAAAAAAAAUGCUGCAGAAGCAAUGCUGUUACAACUUGGUUAUAAAGCAUCCACUAAUCUUCAGGAUCAACUUGAGAAGACAGGGGAAAACAAAGGAUGGAGUGGUCCAAAGCCUGGGUUUCCUGAACCAACAAAUAAUACUCCAAAAGGAAUUCUUCAUUUGUCUCCUGAUGUUUAUCAAGAGAUGGAAGCCAGCCGCCACAAAGUAAUCUCUGGCACUACCCUAGGCUAUUUGUCACCCAAAGAUAUGAACCAACCUUCAAGCUCUUUCUUCAGUAUAUCUGCCACAUCGAAUAGUUCCGCUACAAUUGCCAGGGAACUCCUUAUGAAUGGAACAUCUUCUACAGCUGAAGCCAUAGGUUUAAAAGGAAGUUCUCCUACUCCCCCUUGUUCUCCAGUACCACCUUCAAAACAACUGGAAUAUUUAGCAAGGAUUCAAGGCUUUCAGGUUCACUACUGUGAUAGACAAAGUGGCAAAGAGUGUGUGACCUGUCUGACAUUAGCCCCUGUGCAGAUGACUUUCCAUGCUAUUGGAAGCUCCAUUGAAGCCAGCCAUGAUCAGGUGCUCAGUAGCCACAUGGGUGUUGGAUGCACAAGUCUACAGGAUGAAAUUUCAGGAGACUGUGAUUUGGUUCUUUGCCUAUGUCUCCGAUCUCUUCUUUUACCAUUCACCCUGUACUUAACUUAUACCCACGCUUUAUGCUUUAGCAGUCCUGAGUUACCACAUUUCAUGCUCUUAUAUCUGUAUCUUUGCAUGUGUGUUCCCUCUGUCUGGCCCAUUCUCUCGUUGCUCAUAGGGGAAUUUUAAUUGUUCUGUCAGAUUCAACCAAGAUGUCACUCCAGUCAAUAGCUUCCCCAAACCAAGAGAGAGUUAAAACUCUGCUUCUUUUGUGCCUUAUCUGUACUUUGUACAUUAUCCCAUUGUUAAACUUAUCAAACUGUCUCCCAAGAUCUCUUCAUGUUGGUCUACCCCACUGGGCAGUUAUCUCCUUGAGAUACAGGGCAGAGUUUUGCUCACCUCAGUAUUCCCAGUGUUUAUGCUCUUGCACUUACGAGGCACUUGAUAUAUGUUUAUAUGAUGGGAUUAAAUUGAAUUUCUAAGAAAAUUAGAAUGACUUAGGUUUGGUAGAAUUCAUUUGGUAAAAUUAGUGAGAGAAAUAGAAUGUUUGGCCUAGUAAGCUUUUUCUAGUGGUGGCCCUAUAAGGACAUUUUUUUGUGAAAGAAUCCCAGAGCUUGAUCUUGGUGUAUGCACAUGCUGUAAAUACAUGUAAUUGGCCUUAGGAAUCCAUUAUAUAUCUCCAUUAGUUCUUUUCUCUGUUUGUAACUUUUCGUUGUUCUAACGUAUUAUGCAUAUGAGUACAUUUUUCAUGGUGUCCUAAAUUACUUUCUUCAAGUACCAGGGGCAGCCUCCUUAUUAGUAUACAAGUCACUAUUCACUGAAUAAUGUCAUUCAUGACUGCAUUCCUCAGAAUCUAAAGAGACAUCAUAGGUUUGAGCAAGAAUUUACCAAGACGAAGUUUUUUAUUAAUAUAAAAGACAUACUUAAGUGACAUUGCAUAAUAACAGAUUCCAUGUCAUCAUCCUAGGGGUCGCUGCAGUGGGUCCUGGCAUUCUUUGUUUGAGAUAGAUUCAGUGCAGGUUUUGAGCUUCAGCGGCUUUGCUUGCUCUGUACAUCAGCAGCGCCGAGUGCUGUGGGGUGUGGAAAGAUUGGGUAUAAUCACUGCCACUGGCAACUUCCAGGAGGUCCUGGAGCUGCCAAAAUUCAAAAUAUAACUUGAUUUUUGUUUACUUUUUAUGAAUUAGAGUGCUAAGACAUAUAUAUUAAAAAUGAACAUCAACUUUAAUGUUUGCUUUGGUAAAGUGCUUUCGUAUUUGUUGAUUUUUUUUUUUUUUUUAUAUUUCAAAAUGUGUCCUCCCUCCGAAACUUGUCCCUUGAUUUUAGAACUAAAAUGUCUUCUGCUGACAUUUAACUUUAUUAUAUACAAUUUUCAUUUUAUGCAAAUUAUAUCUUAUAGUUAAGGAAUUUAAUCAUAUCUUAAAAAAAAAAUUACAGCAGGAAAAGUCACCAGGAGCUUCUCACCACAGGAUAGAUAUUAUUCUAUCUAAAUAAUAGACUAAAAAUAGACUCUGGACAAAAACAAGAGUCAGUAAACUAUGGCCUGUGAGUCAGAUUCAGCCCACCACCUGAACUAAGAAUGGCUUUUACAUUUUGAAAUGGCUGAAAAAUAUCACAAGAAAAAUAGUAUUUCAUGACAUGUGAAAAUUAUAUGGAAUUUGAAUUUUAGUGCCUGUAAAUACAGCUUUACUGGGACACAACCACAACCAUUAUUUUGGUAUUGCCUAUGGCCACUUUCACACUAUGAUCACAGAUAUGAGUAGUUACGACAGAGACCUUAUUGCCUGCAAGUCCUAAAAUAUUUACUAUCUGUCUUUUUACAGGAAAAGUUUGCUAGUUCAAUCCUAGGAUUAGAAGGAAGAAGCCUUAAAAAUUCACCUUCUGAAUUUUGUAUCAAAUAUUGCCUUAAACAUGGUUAUUCAGAGUCCAUUCUCUUUUGGAAAGAAGCCAGUUUUCUGGAAAUAUUGCCUAUUUUAUAGCACAAUUAGACUUGACUAUGAAUUUUGAAUUUAUUUACUCUGCAGUGGAAACCAAUUUUAUUUUCUGAAGGAAUAAUAAAUAAGUCUAUCUUCAUCAGUAUUUAUCAGAGCGUUAAAAGAAAGUUUGCCUAUGGCAAAGGUUACUUUUCUCUCCUUGCUGAAAUUCCAUUUAGAAACACUUCUGAGCUGAACUUUUUUUUUAAGUAAUAAAGAAUAUUCUGCUAUUUCCAUAGUGAUCUUUCACUUUUUUCAUUUCAGAUGUAUAAGCAGUUUCCAGAACCAACAGUGAGUUAUAGGGGAAGCUAGUGGGAAGAUUGAAUAUUGUGUAUUUUAUAACUGACUUAUAAUUUCAUAUAUGCUUAGAACAGCAUAACCACAUUUCUGAGAGGUUGCAUAUAUCCAGUGAUAUUGUGCACACAAGUGACUUAUUAAUUUGAGCUAUAAAACAAUUUUGGACUAGAGUCAAAACCCACGAACUUACUUACUGCUUUCCUUCUCCCACUUUUUUUUUCCCUGAAAUGAUGAAUAACAGCUAUUUUAAUCGGCAAAAAGUGUGAAAUUUUAUAAUUUAAAAAACCUAACUUUUCACACUAAAAAAGACUAAAAGUGUGGUUAUUUAAUCUGUACCUCAGUUUAUCUGUAGCUUGGUGUUUCAUAACAGUUUAUCUCUGAAGAUAAUUUGAUGUUCAUGAUCUCAUAGGAGACAAAGUAUAAAUAGAACCCAAAGUGUUUUCUAGAUUUUCUAGUAAGUUUUGUUCAGUUUUGGACCUGCAUAUAUGCUGCUUAUCAGUAGUUCCUUCAUUUUUAUUUUUAUUUUUUAUUUUUUAUUUAUUGAGACAAGAACUCUUUCUAUUGCCCAGGGUCGAGUGUAGUGGCACAAUCUUAGCUCACUGUAACCUCAAACUCCUGAGCACAAGUGAUCCUCCCACUUCAGCCUCCUGAAUUGCUGGGACUACAGGCACGCGCCAGCACACCUAAUAAGCUAAUUUCUUUUCUUUUCUUUUUUCUUCUUUUCUUUUCUUAGUUACCCAGCCUGGUCUUGAACUCCUGGGCUCAAUUGAUCCUUCCACCUCAGGCUCCCAAAGUGAUGAGAUUAUAGGCAUGAGCCAUCAUGCCUGCCCAGUUUCUUCAUUUUAAAUUCAGUAUUCUAAUUCUUAGUGUCCCCUCUAAAUUAAAAAUAUUUAGGUAGGAAUUUACUAUUCCUACUAUUCUGUAUGCCUCUAUGUUUGAUGCUGAUUUGAAGAUCAUUGGGGAAAUAUUCUAAAAACGUUUCUGUUAACAGUUCACUACUAAUUAAUCAAACCAGAUACAUUAUUAAACCAAUAAAUACUAUAUGUAUAUAAUUGCUAAAUAGAUGUGAAAGUUAUAGUGGAAAACUGUUGCCUAUAUAGACUUUUUUAAAGUGAUGAUCAAUGGAAUAUAGUUCCCUAGGCCACGGAUUUGAGAGCAUUAUUGCCCACUGAAGGUCACUUUUACAACCUAAAGAGUAUUACCUUCCUCAUAAACUUAAAUUAUGGUGUUGUGUAUGAUUUGUUACACUAUUUAAAACUGAAAAGCUGUAACCUUCUCUCCCUUAGCAAUAACCUUCAAUUAAGUCAUGCCUCUCCCCAUGUCCAAAUUCCUUUUUAGACAAACCAGUUACUGGUUAUUUUUCAAAAUUUUCAAUAUUAUUCUUUCAUUGCUAAUAGUUAUUUGGCCUGCUCUCUUUGUUUCUAAGUUGGCACUGAAUGCCUUUUUAGAUUACAUAUUUUUUUAAAUACUCUUUAGUUAAUUGGCUUCUCUUUUGCAUCCUCUGAUGGAAGAAAUUUGAAGGCAUUGUUAAACCCCCAAAUAUUUAAAAUAUGUGAAAUUAAAUUUUAAGGGCAAGGUAGUGAUAAAAAAAAAAAUGUGUUCUGUUACCCUCCAUAGAUGAAACAGUGAUAAUGCUACCAGCAAACCUAGGUCAGGGUUUCUACUGUUUGGUAAGAAGAGUCACUGCUCUAGGUCAGGCAUGGUGACUUGUGCCUGUAACCCCAGCACUUUGGGAGGCCAAGGCGGGCAGACUGCUUGAGCCCAGUAGUUUGCAACUAACCUGGGCAACAUGGCAAAACCCUAUCUCUACAGAAAAUACCAAAAAAAAAAAUUAGUUGGGCAUGGUGGUGUGUGCCUAUAGUCCCAGCUACUCAGGAGGCUGAGGUGGCAGGAUUGCUUGAGCCUGGGAGUUUGAGGCUUCAAUGAGUCGUGAUCACAUCACUGCACUCCAACCUGGGUGACAGAGCGAGACUCCGUUUCCAAAAAAAAAAAGAGUCACUGCCCUAUCAAGACCUACACUUAAAUGUCUUACUCUAAAAGACUGAUAUGCUGAAGACCUGGAAGGUGGAGGUUGCAGUGAGCCACCACUGCUUUCCAGCCUGGGCGACAGAGUGAGACCCUGUCCCAAAAAAAAAAGAGAGAAAAAUUUUUUCAGCACAGAGAGAAGGUUGCCUUGAAGUCAGAGUCUCCUUAUCCAUGCAUUUCUGCUUCCUAGACAACUGUUUGCUGGGAUCCUCACCUAGAAUUUCCUAUCUGUUUGGCUUGUUCCACCUACUUAAUUUGAACUCUGACUUCUGGUUACUUACCUAGGGUCUCCACUAUUGGUUUGUCUUGGCCUAUGGUACUUCUGUACUCUAUGAUCUUGUGCUGUUUAACUGAUCCUUGACACUGGCUUCUGACUAUUCUUGUCUGCACUUUACAUUUCAGGGACUUAUUCUCAUAUUUCUCUCCAAAUCCAAAACUGCUGAAGGUUGACAGAAUUCUACUUUAUAGAUAUUCUAUAGCCAUUAUGAAAUCCAGAGAGUAUCAGUCUACUUGCUGGCAGAACCGACAUUCAGGCUGUCCCCUGAUACUGUUGUGUCAAUUGUUAAAAUGUUUAAAUACUUUCAUUCCACAUGACAAAUAGCUACUACCUCAUUCUUCACCCCCUGCCUUCAUGGCCUCAUGUCCAGGACCUCUGGGACUUCCCCAUGGUCUAGGAACUAAUAGGUCAUUAUUUGGCCCAGCGGUUUUCAGGACUCUGUUUUCUUGUCCAAUUUUAUUUUCAGUUUUCAUGGCACACUAUUAAAUAGUUUUAAUACUACUGCUGCUUUCAGAGGUAUAUGUAAGAGCUAAGGUCUUCAGGAAAAAAAUCCAAAAGUGUUCAUUUUCAAAGAUUUUUUAGAAUUUUCAUUGAAGAUCAAGAAACAUUUUAUUCACUCAACAGUCAUGUUUUAGCCACCAGCUGCAUGUCCACCACUGUACUAGAUGCUAAGAAGUAUCUUCUGUUUUGUAAAUAAAUAAAGUCCUAAAUUGAUUAUAAUUAAAAGCUGGAGACAAGGGUUAUAUGAGAAGUCUCUGUAACUUGUGCUCAAUUUUGCUGUGAAUCUAAAACUGUUCUAAAAAAUAAAUCCUUAAAAAGGAAAAAAAAAG
Molecule: messenger RNA, 7416 nt
Organism: Symphalangus syndactylus (siamang)
Lineage: Eukaryota; Metazoa; Chordata; Mammalia; Primates; Hylobatidae
Gene: STAU2
Product: staufen double-stranded RNA binding protein 2
Biological process (GO): germ cell development; anterograde dendritic transport of messenger ribonucleoprotein complex; protein localization to synapse
Cellular component (GO): neuron projection; neuronal cell body; cytoplasmic stress granule
Molecular function (GO): double-stranded RNA binding; mRNA binding
Source: RefSeq, a predicted model, not a curated record